Molecule: messenger RNA, 3077 nt
Organism: Lampris incognitus (smalleye Pacific opah)
Lineage: Eukaryota; Metazoa; Chordata; Actinopteri; Lampriformes; Lampridae
Gene: uck1
Product: uridine-cytidine kinase 1
Exons: 7
Coding region: 42-863 (273 amino acids)
Cellular component (GO): cytosol; cytoplasm
Molecular function (GO): ATP binding; kinase activity
Source: RefSeq, a predicted model, not a curated record
GCAAGCAGGCUAACUGGUUUAACCGUAGAACCGGACUGGAGAUGGCAUAUCUCGGGUCCCUAGUCGAGGCGGAGAGGCCACGACACCGGCCGUUUCUCAUUGGAGUUAGCGGAGGAACUGCCAGCGGCAAGUCAACGGUAUGUGCCAAGAUCAUGGAGUUACUGGGCCAGAACAAGGUGGACCAUCGCCAGAGGAAAGUGGCUAUUGUAAGCCAAGACAGUUUUUAUAGAGUCCUGACACCAGAGCAGAAGGCAAAGGCCCUGAAGGGCCAGUACAACUUUGACCAUCCAGAUGCAUUUGACAACGAGCUGAUGUACCAAACCCUAAGGGACAUUGUGGACGGGGGGGUGGUUGAAGUGCCAACAUAUGACUUUGUCACUCAUUCCAGAUUGGAGAACAAGAUCACAGUUUACCCUGCAGAUGUGGUCCUCUUUGAGGGGAUCCUUGUCUUCUAUACCCAGAAAGUGCGUGACAUGUUUCAUAUGAAGCUCUUUGUGGACACAGACUCUGAUGUUAGACUGUCUCGCCGAGUUCUGCGAGACAUGAAUAGAAGGAGAGACCUGGAGCAGAUUCUCACUCAGUAUACUACGUUUGUUAAGCCGGCCUUCGAGGAGUUCUGCUUGCCUACAAAGAAGUAUGCAGAUGUCAUUAUUCCGAGGGGCGUUGACAAUAUGGUGGCUAUCAACCUCAUUGUGCAGCAUAUCCAAGACAUUCUUAAUGGUGACAUCUGUAAGUGGCAGCGUGGUGCUGUCAACGGGCGGGGCCUGAAGCGAGCAAUUUCUGAGCAGGGUGAACUGCAGACUGGAACUUCCAGUGUCCCAGGAAAGAGGGUUAUACUGGAGCCCAGUAGUCGCCCACAUUGAGACUGUAUGGAUGGGUGCGUCUAGACCAGCGGUCUUCAAAGUGUGAGGCCCAUCUCCCCUGGGGUACGCUAAAGAGUUUCAGGGGAGGUGUGGAAAAAAGCAGGGAAAUUCAAGAAAAUGUCUGAACCCCACAGAAACUGCAGAAAGUAUGACAAUGUAUAUUUUAAGUUGGGAUUUUCUUGGACGCAGACUCACCGCUCCCGUUAAAGUAAAGAAGGCUAUGUAGGCUAUCCAUGGUAGGGUUAGUUCAUUCAUUCAUUCAUUCAUUCAUUCAUUCAUUCAUUCAUUCAUUCAUUCAUUCAUUCAUUCAUUCAUUCAUUCAUUCAUUCAUCAUUAGCCGCUUCUCCGGGGUGAGGUCGCAGUGGCAGCAAGCUAAGCAGGGCACUCCAGAUGUCCCUCUACCCAGCAACACCCUCCAGCUCCUCCUGGGGGAUCCCAAGGUGUUCCCACACCAGAUUGGACAUGUAGUCCCUCCAACGAGUUCUGGGUCUACCCCGGAGUCUCCUCCCAGUUGGACGUGCCCAGAAAACCUCCAAAGGAAGGCGCCCAGGAGGCAUCCUAAUCAGAUGUCCGAACCACCUCAACUGGCUCCUUUUGACACAAAGGAGCAGUGGCUCUACUCCGAGCUCCCUCCUCCAGAUGUCUGAGCUCCUUGCCCUAUCUCUAAGGCUGAGCCCAGACACCCUACGGAGGAAACUCAUUUCAGCUGCUUGUAUCUGCGAUCUCACUCUUUUUGUCACUAUCCAAAGCUCAUGACCAUAGGUGAGGGUUGGAACAUAGAUUGACUGGUAAAUUGAGAGCUUUGCCUUCCGGCUCAGCUCCCUCUUCACCACAACAGUCCGGUACAACGUCCGCAUUACUGCUAAUGCUGCACCAACCCGCCUGUCAAUCUCCCGUUCCAUCCUACCCUCACUCAUGGACAAGACCCCGAGAUACUUGAACUUCUUCCCUUGAGGCAAAAACUCAUCCAGAGCAAUCCACCAUUUUCCAGUAGAGAACCAUGGCCUCAAACUUGGAGGUGCUGACUCUUAUCCCGGCCAUUUCACACUCAGCUGCAAACUGCCCCAGUGCGCGCUGGAAGUCGCGUUCUGAUGAAGCCAACAAAAUCACAUCAUCUACGAAGAGCAGAGAUACAAUUCUGAGGUUCCAAAAACGGACACAUUCCUCACCUUGGCUGGGCCUUGAGAUCCUGUCCAUGAAUAUCACAAACAGAAUCAGAGACAAGGGACAACCUUGGUGGAGUCCGACACCCACCAAAAAUGGACUUUGUGCCAAGAAUGCGGACACAGCUCUCACUUUGGUUAUACAAGGACCGGAUGGCUUUUAGCAACUGCCCCGGUACCCCAUACUCCCGCAGUACCUCCAACAGAGUGCCCCGGGGUACACGGUCGUAAGCCGUCUCCAAGUCCACAAAACACAUGUAGACUGGCUGGCCAAACUCCCAUGAUAGUAGGGUUAUAGUGGAACAAUUUUUAUUUUUACCCGAACCCAUUUUAAGCUUAACAGGUCAGGUUAAGCCCUUACGCAUGGUGUCGGGAAGCAGCAUUGUGCAUCAAUGAGUUGUGUGCAUUUUCAUGUUCUCCAUUCUGUUUUGGGCAGCUCACUGUCUUACACUAUGAAAACCCCUGGUCUAGACAACUUUGAGACAAGUUGUAAUUACUGUUACUGAUUGUUUUAUUGGAUAUGCCAGAGACUAAAUAUCAGCAGUUGUAACUGGUAAGUCACAAGUGCUGAUAUUUUACUCUUAAUUAUCCACAAUUGUGUGCACAAGUACUUGGUGCUGCAAUGUUUUCAUUGUUCACCUGUAGUUAUUCCCUUGGCACUAAUCAUUUUUAUGCAAUUGCGGGUAAACAUUUUUGCAAGUUACUUAUUUUCUUUCAAUUUGAGUGGUUUGACAGUGUGUUUUUGAAAAGGAUGCUGUAAUGGUAAGGUUUUACUUAAAUUUAUCAAUGUUUAUUUUGUGGCGUUGUACACUGUAGUUUUUCAAUUUUGAUGUUGAACCUUACUGCUUGUUAGACUCAUGAACUUAAACUUACAAGUACUAGUUACCCUCAUUUUCUCAUUCUUUAAUUUACUAAAGCAAAAUAGUUGACAUGUAUGUUCAGUGUUAAACUUGAGAUCGAAGCUCUUGUUCUUUUUACAUGUUAAUCUAAGGAAGCUAAGUCACUCAUACCUUAAUUGUUAAACGCAUUUUCCACUGACCACAUUAAAUAA